CCCAAAAAUGACAUCUCGGUUGCGGUGGAGCAAGGGAACGACCGAGACCCUGAGGAAAGAAAGAAGUCCGAGCGAGAUCUCAUCCUCAGGAUCUUAGCCCCCAAAAAGCAAAAGACGCAGCAGAAAGACGCAGACGAUUACGCACGGCUUCCCUGUGGAUGCUCCUGCUUCAGCGCGGACUUUUUAUCGUCUCUUUGGAAAUGUAGUUGCCUUCUUGAGAGAAAAUCUACCAGAGGACAGUUGCUGUGACUAGUUGAUGAGAGGAGCUGCGCCUCCGUUUCCUGUGUUCCGGCGCUGCAGCAGCUGGGCUGGAGAAGCCCCGCAGCGCUGACCGAAGAGCGGUCCUGCUUCCCCGCUGCAAACCGCGUCCAGUCCGCCGCCAGUCCUCCGCCAAAGUCGGGGGGAGAAGAAGACGACAAUGUGCGACCUGAUGCCAGCCUCCAAGCCCGCGGAGAAAAUCGGCAAAAUGAAAAAGUUGAGGAGAACUUUGUCCGAGAGUUUCAGGAGCAUUGCUUUCAAGAAAGAAGACAGCGGCUUUGAUGAGAUAUGUGUCACAAAGAUGUCCACACGCAGCUGCCAGGGAACAGACUCGGUCAUCAAGCCCCUGGACACCAUCCCUGAGGACAAGAAGGUGAGAGUUCAGCGCACGCAGAGCGGCUUCGACCCGUUCGAGAAGCCUGCCAGUCAGGUGAAGAGGGUCCACUCCGAGAACAAUGCCUGCAUCAGCGCCAAGAGUUCCUCUAGCGGCAAGGAGUCCCCCAAACUGCGCCGACACUCCAGCCCCAGUUCUCCCACAAGCCCCAAGUUUGGGAAGGCAGAUUCCUAUGAAAAGCUGGAGAAGCUGGGAGAGGGAUCAUAUGCUACAGUGUACAAGGGGAAGAGCAAGGUGAACGGCAAACUGGUGGCUCUGAAGGUGAUUCGUCUACAAGAGGAGGAGGGAACGCCCUUCACAGCCAUAAGAGAAGCGUCUCUUCUGAAAGGCCUGAAGCAUUCGAACAUCGUGCUCCUCCAUGACAUCAUCCACACCAAGGAAACCCUGACUCUGGUCUUUGAAUAUGUGCACACAGACCUGUGUCAGUACAUGGACAAACACCCUGGGGGCCUCCAUCCAGACAAUGUGAAGCUGUUCCUGUUCCAGUUACUCAGAGGCCUGUCCUACAUUCACCAGAGGUACAUCCUUCACCGCGACCUGAAACCACAGAACCUGCUCAUCGGCGACACCGGAGAGCUCAAGCUCGCUGACUUUGGCCUGGCCAGAGCCAAGUCGGUCCCCAGCCACACGUACUCCAACGAGGUUGUGACCCUGUGGUACCGGCCUCCAGAUGUCCUGCUGGGAUCCACAGACUACUCCACCUGCCUGGACAUGUGGGGAGUGGGCUGCAUUUUCAUUGAGAUGAUCCAAGGAGUGGCUGCCUUUCCGGGGAUGAAGGACAUCCAGGACCAGCUGGAAAGGAUAUUCUUGGUCCUUGGCACUCCAUCUGAGGACACCUGGCCAAGUGUUUCCUCCUUGCCUCACUUCAAACCAGAUCGCUUUACAGUGUACAGUGCUAAGAAGCUCAGACAAGCGUGGAAUAAGUUGGGUUACGUGGACCAUGCUGAGGAGUUGGCCUCCAGAUUCCUCCAGUGCUUCCCAAAGAACCGCCUGUCAGCCCAGGCAGCGUUGAACCAGGAAUACUUCAGUAACCUUCCACCACGGCUCUGGGAGCUGCAGGACAUGUCUUCUAUCUUCACUGUACCAAAUGUCAAGCUGCAGACAGAGAGCGGGGACAGCAUACAGGUGUGUGCACGGAGGAACAGUCAUGGAAAAGCUUCCUCUGGCAGCAAACACUGACCUGAGGCAGUAUCCUGCACAUGACUGCCUGACAGGUUGCCGGUUUAAAAAAACCUGAAGAUGCUGAGAUUGAGGAUCCAGAUGAAUGAAAGAGCCCCAGUUCUCUUUAUUUAUUACCUUCACAAUGUUUAUGUGUGUGUUUGUAUGUGUGUGUGUGUGUGAGAGAAAGAAAGAGACACUGAGAGAGAAAGAAAAUUGAGAAGAUAUGAAUGCAUUAUUGCAUUAUGAAGGGUACGUAAGAUUUCAGUUUAUUAUUUGCAAAUUUUGUUUACUUUUUAUAAGGCUCCAAUAACUCAUAUAUCAUUGUCACAGUAUAAGCGAAAGGUCUUUACUAUUGGUACAUAUUGUGUUUUGUGUUUGUAACUAGCCUCCUAUUUAAGAAUGUAUAUUUGUACGUAUGAUAUACUCAUCUAGAAACUAUACAAUGGACAGUUUUAAUAUUGUUUCAUCUCCUCACCAUUAAACUGCUCUGCCAGGACACAUAACACGACAAACACAUAUCAGAGACAUGCAUACGAGCAAAAAUGCAUCUUGGAAAUAAGAUGCAUAGAUUGAAAGACAAAUUGGUUAGUUUUCCGUUUUCUAAUCUAAUUUCUAGUGAGUGGAAAAGCUACGGUUCUAAUAAUAGUGGCGGGCUCUCAGGGGGUGGAACACAUCCUCUGGCAGCCAUAUUGGAGGUCCAUGGUGCUUUGGUACCUGAAAGCAGCUGUAAAUGUAUAACUUGGAUGACCCAGCAGUUGAGACGUGGGUGAUUUGCAUCUGCUUUAGUCAGAUCAUCAUUUUAGCAUCACUCAGAUUUAAACUUUGUAUCUGUCCCAAGCUGAGUGGCUGAAGGUCUCAUAUCUGGACAUUUGAGUGAAUGCAUUUUUACAGUUUUCACUAUCGUUCUCAUCAGUUUUUAAAAUGCUGAGAUUGAGAUACUGCACUAAAAACUGGGUGCGGUAAGUAGACAGGUCAAAUUUAAGUUAAGUUACAGUUCCUUACAAUGGACAAUUUAGUGAAUAUGGAUUUAUUAUUUCUGAAUCUGAUUUGAUACUGGUACUAAAAUGGUAUCUCAAUCGAUCAGAAUCAGAGGACACAAGUGAGAACUUGCUUGUAGGAAAAAACAUUAGUAAUACAAUUUGUCCUUUAAAUUUCCUAUGGACCUCCAUGAUGGAACCCCAUCUGGCUGAUAUGAGCUUUGUGUUGCAAACGAAAAGCCACUCCAACAUAAAUGAUCUCUGCAGGAGAUGUUGACGGUGCACACAUACCAGGGACUGCACCAACCUGUAUAUGUAAGAAUAUAGGCUAUAGACGCAAUAACGUAAUGGACAACAGCUGCAAGCGUGUGCGUCUGAUAGAGACGUGUGUGUGUGUGUGUGUGUGUGUGUGAGAGUGUGUGUCCUCGUGAGUGUAUUAAACAUGGGCAAUAGCAAAGCAUUGGUGCUUCCAUCCAUGUAAAUGAGCUAAUGUACAAAAUGUAAAACACCAAGGCAAUAGGCUGUGCGGCGUGUUGUUUGAUUUGGCCCACGACAAUCCUCCCCUUCACUUUAUGUGAUACCAUCAAAAGAUCUGCAAUAUUCUAUCAGAAACAGAUGAUCUAUGUCAAUAACCCCAACCCUGCGUCCAGCUCAUGAGUCACAUGUUCUAUUGAACUGGUGCUUUUCUUUUCUGAUGAAUUAGGCAAAUGCACAGGUGAUUCCUGUACAGUGGUGUGUAUGUGCAGUAUGAGUAAUUGCGGCGGUGAGUAACUUUGAUCAGUCACUCCAUCGCCAACAUGUCCCCCCACCCCCCCCAUAUGUGUGCCCCUCAACAUCCUACAUCUUCUCAGUGUUUUUAAACUUUUUAUGACGCUACAAUGAAGGUAUAACCUAGUAUCAUCUGCAAUGAUGUUUAUACUGUUUUUGAUCUUUCUUUUGCUGUUUUGUGUGAAUAUAUCUGAAUAUUACAGCUUAGACAUAUGGUAAUAAUUGUGAAGUACUAUCAAUUCAAUGGCUUCCUCUUUAUCAAUCAGAUUGAUAUUGACUGAAACACCAAUAUUGGCCCAACACUGCUGAUUAGCCGGAGAGAUGAGGCUGCAAAUGGGAGGCAAUGGAGCAUUGGAAACUGUGGAUACUUGUCAUGUCACUCCAUGGCCUUUUAAAUACACACGUGUGUACGCAUGCACGCACACACACACAAACACACACUAUUAUAAUAUAGAUGUCUUGCCUGCUUGGAUAAACUACCUUCACCUACAUUGUCCUUUUAGCUACAGUACAGUAUAACCCUGCAGCCCCCCCACAAACCCCCCUCCAGCUGGUAUUUGUUUUGCAAGUUGUCACAUUUAAUGGAUAGGUUCAGAUUUUUACUCGUCCGUCUCGAUACAUCACAUAAUUCCAUCCCUCUUCUUCUGUGAUAUAGAGAUGUUGUCAAAAUCUACAAGGCGAGAGCUGUUCAAAAAUACAUUCCAAAGUUCAGCUGUAGCUCAGAUGAGGCUUCAGCAGCCAGUUGUUACUCACCUGGGUUUAGGUGGAAUUGGAUUUUAUUAGGUGCUGUGAUGGAGUGCCCAGGUGGUUCUGUUGCAGGGGCUGGCAGCAGGCAGUCAUAUUAGCUUUGAAAACGUGAUAAGUGGAUCAAAUCUAAGAUGUUCUUUGUUUCUUCUCUACCCUGUGGUGUCCUAAAUAACUUGAUUUGAUUUGAAAUUCUCAUGCUACUGCUUAUUUGGUUACAUCUGAGUGGCACACAGUAACUAGAUUACUACAUGAAAGAAACAUAAAUGUCAUAUUUCCAUCAUACUUUCCUCAUGCUUUUCCAGAGUUUGGGUUGGAAUUAACGGCACCGCACUGGAGAACUGUUACCACCAACUGUUCUUAAUCUGGUUGCAGCCCUGGUUGUGCUGAUUUUCCAAAAACCAUUGCAUGGAAACGUUGCUGCUGAAUAUUAAAUUUGACUAAUCUUUUGAAUGCAUUUGUCACAGAACAAGGACUGUGGAUUUUGUCCUCUAUCCUAACUCUUAUCCUGAGUAACUUAUCUUUUAAAGUAGGAAAAGCAAAGAUAUACAAUUGGAGUUUUAAAACACAUUAUCAUAAAUGUGGGCCAGUCUUGCUUUUUUUGACCACAGAGAGCAGCGGCUUUGGGGCAAAACUUUAUAAUUAUGGGAUAAACUCUCCCCAAUAGUGUUUUGAAAAUGCACUUUAAAGAUAAAUCACUUAGCCCUUACAUUCCAGCCUGUAUGUCAGUUUUAAGCACUUCCUUUGCCCUUAUUGAUCAAAUUAAAUAUAUAUAGGUUUUCCUGGUCUCAAAAAUUUGAAGCCCACUGUAUAUGCAACACAUAGGCACCCUUGCUUUGCCUUAGGCAGAGUCAACCAGCCCCUCUUACAAAUGUUAAUAUUCUACCCGGUUUUGAACCGUGUGCACAGAUUGAGGAGAGCUUGUAGAAAUGCUGUUCUCGAACUUAUCUCGUGGCUUUCCAGUGUCGUCCCCAGGCUGUGAUUGUGCAGCGCAAAAAAAAAAGAAAUGGGGAGGAGAGGUGGCGGGUAAUGCCAGUAAAGCGGCGUGACAGUACACACUAAAUACCAUCGAACUGUACCCAGCCUUGCGUGGCUUUAAGGGAUUGCCGACAGUAUUAGCAACUAAAUAAUUAUUUUUGGUGAGCCACCCCCCACACACACACACACACACACACACACACACACACACACACACACACUAACGCCUGUCCCCCACAACCACCCCAACGACACUCUUACUUCUGUGGAGCUCUGUCAGCCUGCAGUCUUGUGUAAAACUUUGGAUUCCUGAGUGGGCCGAGUUCUUAAUGGCACUCGGUCCAACCCUUGAAUGUUCCACAUGUAUUUCAUAUAAAGUCCAGUGAAGGGAAAGACUGUGUGACAUUGCACAUUUAGCACUGUGAGAAGAGACAUUAGAAAAUCAACACAAAUGUCAAAGGUGGAGAUUGAAGAAGCAAUGACACACUUUGUAUGAAGUGAAACACAGAUGCUUCCAUCAUGUUUGUAUACAGGGUUGCAAAUGUCCUCUUACUGCUAUCAAAGAGAAGUCGUAUAUGGAUAUACAUAUAUGAUGAAUAUAAAUAUGAGAUAUUUUUGGCAUUCUUUAUCAUGUGGAUAGAAGGGGCGUCGGUUGAGAAACAUCCAGCCUGCAUCCUCGCUGUGCUGAGCAAAGAAUUUAUGUUUCAACAAGGCUUCUCUCUCGUUUUAUUUUUCUUCUUGUAUGCUGCACUGACAAAUUCACCAUUUUGACAUGUGGUUUGGAAAACAGAAGUGUCAUCAGUCACUUCAUCAAUUGAAACAAUAUAUUAUACAGUAGAAUAGCUGUUGCAUUUAUUUGGUACAACCUGUAUGUAAUGUUAUUAUGGAAGAUGUAAUGUCCUUCUGUAAAUGUUGUUUAAUGUUGUUUUACCUGAAAUAAAAUUGAUUAUAUGAUUCA
Hippoglossus stenolepis (Pacific halibut) is the source of this 6238-nucleotide messenger RNA. RefSeq names its product cyclin-dependent kinase 14 (gene cdk14). Bases 419 to 1831 code for a protein of 470 amino acids. Gene Ontology annotation, cellular component: nucleus; cytoplasm; cytosol. NCBI's taxonomy places the organism in Eukaryota, Metazoa, Chordata, Actinopteri, Pleuronectiformes, Pleuronectidae. Gene Ontology annotation, biological process: protein phosphorylation. The record is from RefSeq and is a predicted model, not a curated record. Gene Ontology annotation, molecular function: cyclin binding; cyclin-dependent protein serine/threonine kinase activity; ATP binding. The transcript is spliced from 15 exons.